AUGGCGAGUAUAGUGUCCGUACAAGUUAUAGACUCUGGAGGAACUCGCUUGGUUAUCACUCUAAUUGUAAAGUUAUCGUGUUGGCAAAUAGCAGUAGAGAAGAUAGGAAGGAUGCAUGUCAAAUUUGCUAUGAUGGUAAAGGUGAUUUGGAAGAACCGUAACAAUAUAGAUUGGAAUUAUGUAAGGGAGGGUAUCUCUAUAUUAGGCUUGCGAGCCUAUUUUAACUGGCAAGAUUGGUUCGCAACCCAGGAUACUCAUGAAAGGAAUAAUAGUAAUCAAAACUCUUUUGUGUGGUCUCUUCCAGCUGAAGGAGUUGCUUGGAAUAUAGGUAGUAUGUCAUCUAUAGAAGCUGGGACUUUAGCAUUGAAAGAAGUUGUUCAACAUGUUGUUACCAUGAACUUGGAUUAUAUGAUAUUCGAAAGUGACUCUCAAGUGUUUACUCAAGGCAUCCAUUCUAUAGCUACUGAUUCGUCUAAGUUUAAUUUUAUUCUUCUUUCUAUUAAGCGUUUGUUAGCUUUUAUUUCAAACUUUGAGGUAAAGUUUAUUAAACGCCAAACGAAUAUGGUUGCCGAUCCGUUAGUUAAGGCGGUCAAUUCUUGGUCUAGGCGUAGUAUCGUUAAUGUUAUUCCUUCUUGUACUAACUUUCAUUUGAUAAAUGAUAUGAGUUAA
Vicia villosa (hairy vetch) is the source of this 669-nucleotide messenger RNA. RefSeq lists its product as uncharacterized. The transcript has 3 exons. The record is from RefSeq and is a predicted model, not a curated record. Lineage: Eukaryota; Viridiplantae; Streptophyta; Magnoliopsida; Fabales; Fabaceae. Gene Ontology annotation, molecular function: RNA-DNA hybrid ribonuclease activity; nucleic acid binding. The coding region runs from base 1 to 669 and encodes 222 amino acids.